This is a messenger RNA of Metarhizium acridum CQMa 102, 744 nucleotides long. NCBI's taxonomy places the organism in Eukaryota, Fungi, Ascomycota, Sordariomycetes, Hypocreales, Clavicipitaceae. The record is from RefSeq and is a predicted model, not a curated record.
AUGACAGGAGGCGACUCCAAAAUAGAGAGUCACAACGGCGCUACAGUAUUUGACGUCUCCCUGACAGCCCCAGAGAGACCAACGAGAGACGCCUCGUCGAUAGAAAACCAUGGACAGGCUCAGGUUCCCUCCGCCGCUGCCGCCGCCGUUGUGGUCUCCCAGUUCCAGAAAGAGAACCAGGCUGCCUGGGAUGGCAAGGUCGCAGCCAAAGGCGCCGUCUUUUGCGAGUCAUCUAACCAGUACCAAUUUGAGAUGCCAGAGUCCCCCAUGGACGUGCUUUCAGACCACACGACGCUGCCCCUGACCGUCCGGUACAAAGAGAGCAAAAGCAGGGAGGCAUCGGACCCCAUGCUCUAUCCGCCAAAGGGACCAGAGUACCCGUUGAUGUACUCGUUCCCGUUUGAAAGCGGCGAGCCUUCAGAAGCCGCGGAUACAUUCAUCCUGCCAUCGUCGUCGGGUAAAGAGGCCGCGGCCGAGGAAAUGCCCCGUAUGGAGACUGGACGCUUCUCCGUAGAACGAAUCGAGGCGACAAGCACGGCUUCUCCUCCGUCUCGGCGCCUCGAAGACGGAGAGGCCACGGCGGACGCGGCGCAUGGCCUUAGACAGACCCGGCCAGUGUCGACAGCCAGGACACAAUACAUGGGGAUGACGCCGCAGGCAACGCCCAGACAGCUGGAAUGCGUGGACGACACGAGGAUGCCGAAAAGCAAGGCAAGCCUUCCACGGAUAUAUGCUCCUACAUGA